Hemicordylus capensis (graceful crag lizard) is the source of this 5881-nucleotide messenger RNA. It is a transcript of the gene VWA7, whose product is annotated as von Willebrand factor A domain containing 7. The record is from RefSeq and is a predicted model, not a curated record. NCBI's taxonomy places the organism in Eukaryota, Metazoa, Chordata, Lepidosauria, Squamata, Cordylidae. The transcript has 17 exons. Bases 325 to 3342 code for a protein of 1005 amino acids.
UCUCCCUCUCCCGGCCCCGCCCUUUCUCCCUCCGCUCACGUGUGCUGUAAUUAUAGUCCGUGACACCGGAUGGCUCUCCGUGCCCACUUGCCAGCCAGGCAGCUAUUAAUAUCAGGCUGUUCCGUGGGCACGGGGAGAUCCUGCCCUCCAGCAGAGGGGCGGUGCCCGAGAAAGCAACAGCCGCCCCGCAGCCCCGUAAGCCCAGAGGGGCAGAAGGCGGCGGAGGUGUGACACUCCCCUCCCCGCUGGGACAUAAUUUCAAGGUGAAACGCUUCCUGAGUCAUUCCUGUAUUGCUAAUUCCUUGCCUGAUAAAUGUAUCCAAUAUGGACCAUACCCUGGCCUGCUUCUGGAAUCUUCCAUGGACUCUGCUGCUGCUCUAUUUGCCUCCACAAGAAGUCCAUGGAUUCUUCCCCAACUUCUGGUCUCGCGCCAUGACUGCUGCCUGGGGCUCCAUUACCCAUCAGGACAUGACUGAGGAGGCUAUUCUUAAUGUCACCCUCCGCCUUUUCAUGGAGAUGCCUCAUCCCGAGAAGAAGCGUAUCAGAGAGGAAGACUUUAAGGACAGGACGCUCCUGGCUGAUGACCUCUUUGCUGCUUUCUAUGGUCCUGAGGUGUCUGCUAAGCGUUUCCGUGGAGCCAUCGCCCAGGUGGCCAAUGCCAACGCUGCCAUGGACUUCCUGAACACGACGCGGGAUGAUCCUGUGCUCCACUUUGAUUCUGAGCUCAUCCACUCCGCCAAUGCUUGGCUGUUGCAGGCCCGCAAAGAGGUCCUUCAGGCUGUGCGCUCGGAGCAGUACAGCAUUGCCCGGGAGAGGCUGGGACAGCUGCUCCAUUCCUUACAGGAUUUCUACAGCCACAGCAACUGGGUUGAACUUGGGAAUCAACAGAUACAUCCAGAUCUGGUACGACCUGGAUGGGAAAUCAAGUCUAUUGCAGAAGCUGGCAUCAGGACUUGCAGAGACUGCUCUGACUGGACGUGUAAAGGAAACCUCUUGGAAGGCCUCACUGCUAAAAGACUCCUGACUACUGGUUACUAUGGCACCCAGCCAGAAAAACCACUUGGUAUGUGUUUGUUGCCAGGGAAGGAUGGGAGUGGGGUAUGGCUCUGGUAUGAGGCAGAGUUCUCUGCCAUUAAAGACUCAAGGAAGUGCAGUCAUGGAGGGAAACUUGAUGGCAGCAGCCACAGAGAGCCUCGGGGUGGUAUCAAUAAGGACAGUUCAUCCUGGAUCUUCUCGCCCCACCACUAUCUGCAUAGCAAGGCAGCUGUACUGGCCCAGGAUGCCUCAACACAUUUUUUGGAGACGCUCCGGCGGCAAAUAGGGAGCAAGCAGUUCAUGAGGCUACUGGAUAUCAGUCCAGCCACAGGACUGAGCUUUGUCGUGGACACCACAGGAAGCAUGGGAGAAGAGAUCAAUGCUGCUAAAUUGCAAGCAUUGCAUAUCAUCCGCCAGCGCCGUGGCACCCUUCAAGAGCCAGAUUUCUAUCUCUUGGUGCCUUUCCAUGAUCCUGGGUUUGGCCCUGUCCAUAAGACCAGUGACCCAGAAGAAUUCCAUAAAAUCUUUGAUGAUAUCAGCCCUUUGGGUGGUGGUGAUGAGCCAGAAAUGUGCCUUUCUGCACUGCAGCUUGCCCUCCAGAACUCGCCCCCGUAUUCUGAGAUCUUUGUCUUUACUGAUGCAUCAGCUAAAGAUGCUCAUCUCAAGAACAGCGUGGAAGCCCUCAUCCGGGAACAGAAAUGCAAGGUGACUUUCCUAAUCACAGAAGAUCCAUCCAGGACCCGGGUGAAACGGGAAACACUUGCUCCGGACCGAUUCAGUCUCUACAUAAGCCUAGCUCACAGCUCGGGUGGCCAAAUCAUUUUUACAGACAACGAGAACAUCAAGCGUAUGGUUGAGAUUGUUGGCGAAUCCACCAUAUCUACGGUGACCCUCUUUCGCCACCAGAAAGGCAGCAUCUUCAGCCAUAAGGGUUCUCGGAAAAGGACAAAGAAGCAAGCCACACCACUGGAGCAUCACCGGUUCUGGAUUGACAGCAUGGUGGAGAAAGUGGUUGUGACCAUCCAGGGUGCCAUUCAGGACUUCAGCAUCAUAAAUCCUAAAGGUAUAUCUCAUGCUACAGCAUCAACAACUCAGAGCUCCUUAGCAACGGUCCAGUCCAUUGGAGGCAUCUACAGAGUGUUCCUUUCUUCCUCGGUCCUUGCUGGAGAAUGGACAUUGGCGCUCCAGCCCAGAGGCCACUACUCUGUGCACAUACAGGGUCAGAGCACCUUUGACUUCCUCUAUUAUUUUGCUGUCCCCGUUGAUGGACCCCACCCAGGAUUCUUUAUGAUGAACAGUCUCCCCAGGGAAGGCUUGCCCACUUACCUGGUGGUUAUGGCAAUGGGCUUGAAUCGGUCAAAGUCGGGCUCCAUUCAGCUACAGGCUGUGAGCUUGGAGGGGAAGAAAGGCAGCCUCGGGGAGCUGAAACUUCAAGGAACCAAUAGAAGUGCCCUGUUUACUGCUGAGCUGCCGCAGGAUCUGUUGGCCAACAGCAGCUUCUCUGUGGUUCUGCGUGGCAUGGACAGUGAGGGUCAAAAAGUGGAGAGAGCCGCUCCUCAAGUUGACACUGCUGUGGGAUCCCUGUUGGAGCUGAGCAGGGACACUCCUGUGUUUCCAGGGAAGCCAGUUUCUGUUGCUUGGAAGCUGACAAAUCUUGGCUCAUCCAAGCUGUAUAAUCUGGAAGUGAGCUGUGUUCCCCCGUUCCCAGUCACCAUCUCCAGUUCCAGGCACCAUUUAGGCCGUAACCAAACAGCAACGGGACAGAUCUCCAUGACUGUACCCAAUGCUACUGCUCCUGGCUCUGUGAUCACCAUAACCCUGCAGGCCAAUCUUCUCCACCCAGCUGGGGAUUCCACUUUCGCCCAUAUCCACCUGCUUGUGAUGCCUCAAACUACAGUGCCGAUGUCCUCACCUCCACAUUGUAAUGUGACUUGGGUAGACAGCUCCUGUGGCCCUGUGAAGAGAGUUUGUCAGAUUCAGCGCUGGACAGCCACCUUGCGGAUCUUGGACGAAGCCGGAGUCCGCUGGGUGCAAGAGGAGUGGGGCACUGUGGUCCCUCACCAAGCUGAUGGCCUGGCGGAAUCGGUCACUUACAGCUCAGAUUGUUGCUUGCAGCAGGCCAAACUGAUGGUCACCAACCUGCUUGGGGAGAAAUACUGGUGUCAUAUAGCCGCACCGCCUCCUGUUUCUGGCAAGGGGGCGACGAUGCUCACUGAUGGUGCUGGGGUGUUGGCUAGUGCUGCUACUGAUGCAUUGUGCUGGUGGUUGAUAUUGACGGCUUUCAUGGCAGCCUAUUGGUUAAGAUAAGGCUUGGAAGAGAACAUUCUUACCAUGGGGAAGAGAUCUUAAUGCAGAGGCUGCCCUCUAGUGAGAGGUGUUGGGGUCUCACCCUAUUAUGGAGUACAUGAAUGGGCUUGGGGAAAAUGGGGGAUGCUGAGCAGAAGGGCAGUUCCUUGAACUGUUGACUCCUCAAGAAGCAAGAUGGAAUGAUCCCUUGAUGCAUUGGCAUGAUUCACAGAUGAUCUAACAUGCAGGGAGCCUUGGAUACCAUUCCUUUACCUGAUCUAAGCUGAUCUCAGGUCUGGCUGUUACAGCAGAGCUGGUUGUAGACCAUGUGUCUCUGAUCUUUAGAAAAUAGGAAGCUUCCUUCUACAGAGUCAGACCAUUGGUCCAUCUAGCUUAGUAUUGUCUACACACUGGCAGCGGCUUCUCCAGUGUUGCAGGCAGGAGUCUCUCUCAGCCCUAUCUUGGAGAUGCCAGGGAGGGAACUUGCAACCUUCUGCAUGCAAGCAUGCGGAUGCUCUUCCCAGAGCAGCCCCAUCCCCUGAGGGGAAUAUCUUACAAGGCUCAUGUACUGUACGCAUGUAGUCUCCCAUUCAUAGCAGUCGGACCCUGCUUAGCAAAGGGGACAAGUCAUGCUUGCUACCACAAGACCAGCUCUCCUCCAUAAAACAACAUCCUCUCUUUGUAUAGAGCAACAUGAUGUAUGAGCUUAUGAAGCUGCUUUUGACCCUACCACUGACUUAGCUCGCCCAUGACGGUCUACUCUGAAUGGGGGCAGCUCACCUUUUGAGCUGUUUUUUUUUACCCUUGAACUUGAGAUGGUAGAGAUUGAAACUGGAAUUGCUGCAUUCCAAGCACGUGCUCUGCUACUGAGGCAUGGCCACUCCCAGGAGGAGGCACUGGCGUGGCCACUGGCUGCAAUCCAUGUUGUUACUAGCACCAUGUUCUACGCUCUUCAGCCGCAUCUCUUGCUGCUUUCAUCCUGCCUCUGCCUCAUUUCUUUUUAGCUGCUUGCCCUUCAUUGGGUCCCUGCUGCCUUGGUGGCAUUGUAAAAAAUCUUCCCUCCUCCUGCACAUGCUUCCGUGAUCUUCUGACAUUGCUGUCAGGAGUGAAUCCCCUUCCACUCAGACCGGCUGUCAAUUCCCAUGGCUUUGGUCAUGGCCUCUGAGAAUCAAACCUGACUCCCCUUUAGGCCAACUUCUGCUGGGGGCUCAGAUGGGUAGGAGAAGUACUACACCCCUCAGCACAUCAAAGUUGAGAGUCUGGUAGAAAACUGUAGUACAUAAUUCUAUUUGAUUUCAUAACUCUGAAAUUCAACAUUUCGUUGGGCUUACUCUGAGUAGCUUUCUUCACUGUCAGCCAGUGAGAAUUUUAAAAAGCUGGAAUAACUGAUGGAAUAUGACAGGUGGGUUCAGAUGACCUCCCAAAAGCCCAGUUCGUAUUAUCCAAAUCUGCCAAACUCCAGUUUCCAAGCCUUCCGCUAGACACCUUCCACCCAUUUGUCACCUACAUUUUGAAGCUGGACAGAAAAUGUUGGGCAAAUGUCGGAUGGAAAGCUCAGGAGCCCAGAGCCUGGUGGGUUCAGACAACACGCCUGCCAACAAUGCACACUCCUCGGGAACCUGGCUUUGGGCAGGUCUGAACCUGCCCAUAAACUAUCACAGCCAAGCCAGUAUGAUAAAAUAUGUAUUGAAAAUGCUGUUAAAUAUCCUGCAACAUUUUCAGUCUUUUCUUCUAAUAGCUAGUCUUCUGAGGGUCAAACACUACUGACGGUGGAAUAUCAGUGAUUCAAUAUCUUCUCUUUAACUUCAGAACCAGAGGAAGCAAUUCACUUGAUUAGGAAUAGCAGAGCUGGGAGUGGGAGCAUUUAACCCUCUUUCCCCCCCUCACUAAUAGUAAUGAGGGUGUUCCCUCUUAUAGAGAUUCCCAUAUGUUGUUGACUACAACUCCCAGAAUCCCCAGCUGGCAUUCAGUGGCUUUUGCUUGGGGAUUAUGGGAGUUGUAGUCAACAUUUGGGAAUCUCUUUAGAGGGAACACUGCUCAGCACUGCUUCUCUGAUAUAAUUAGCAGUUCUAAAGAUUCAACAUCUACUCUGAAAUAAAAAUAACUUGGGAAAUCUGGUCACCAGUUUCCUGCAUCCUAUUUAUUCUGGCCCUCGCUUGUAUGCCUAUUGGCAUGAACCCCAUCUCUCACCCCACCCUUUCAUUUAAUUCUGAUCUGUAUAUUUUUGCCUUGUAUAUAUUUUUAUGCAAAUUAUUUUUUUAUUUACAGAAGUUUAAUGUUUGCUGUAUGAGAUUAUGUGAGUAUGUAGAUAGACGUUUAAUAGGUACUUUUAAAAAGUUUUAGCCUAGUGGUGUUAAACUCAGUAAGUGACCAGAACUGGGGUGAGAUCCUGCUUCAGUCAUGAAGCUCAGUAGGUGAGCUGAGGCCAGUCACUGUCUCGUGGCCUAACCUACCUCACAGGGCUGUUGUGAGGAUAAAAUGAGGGUGGGGGUGGUGAACCACAUUCUAGGGGUCUUGGAGGACAGAUGUGAUAAGAAACAUAAUAAAAAAACUAACUCAG